AUGUCGCCUACCCUGGUCGUCGACGUCGGCGCAUGGUCUCUCAAAGCUGGAUACGCCUCAUCCGAUAGCAAUGGCGCCUGUCACGUUGCUCCCAACUGCAUCGCCAAAUCUCGCGACAACAAGACUUAUGUUGGUUCGCAACUGUCGCAAUGCACCGACUAUGGUGACAUGACCUUUCGUCGUCCCGUCCAGAAGGGUUACAUAGUCAACUGGCCUGCUGAAGUCGCCGUGCUGGACAAUGAACUGCAACAACUUCAAUGCGAUACUUCUGAUACCAAUCUGAUCAUCACCGAACAACCCAAUGCUCCGUUACAGCUCACUCAGAAUCUGGACCAGAUGGUCUUUGAGCACUUCGACUUUGCUGCCGUCUAUCGAACCAUUGGUUCCUCGUUGAACGCCUACAACGACACUCGCGCCUUGUUCGGCGACCCUCCUGCGAAUCCAUCAGCCAUCCAACCAGCCGAUGCUCUUCUCGUAGUCGACAGCGGUCAUAGUCACACGACAGUCACCCCAUUACUAGCUGGCCGGCCCAUACACCCUGCAGUACGCCGUCUAGACGUCGGAGGCAAGCACCUAAACAACUACCUUGCCGAACUCAUUUCCCUGCGCCAUUUCUCUCUUAUGGAUGAACCCCACAUCGUUUCUCAGAUCAAAGAAGACGCCUGCUACCUUUCCACAAACUUCACUCAAGAGCUGGAAGCCGCGAGAAACAAGGAUCCUAGUAUUGUCGUCGACUAUGUCCUGCCAGACUACGAACGCUACCAUCGUGGUUUCAUUCGCCCGCACGAUGCCUCUCACAAAGCCAAGAUGGAACGUUUGGGAGUAAGACAGCCAGAUGAUCCCAUGACUGCCCGAGAAGAACUCUUUCCUCUAGCAAACGAACGUUUCGUCGUUCCUGAAAUGCUAUUCACGCCUUCAGAUAUCGCUAUGCCACAGUCUGGCAUUGCAGAAACUAUACUCCAAAGUCUACAGUGUUUGCCAGAAUUGCUAUGGCAACCUAUGCUCGCAAACAUCCUACUAGUCGGUGGCAACACGUUAAUUCCUGGCUUUGUGGAAAGAGUAGAGACGGGAGUAACCAUGUUGGCUCCUGAAGAUAUGCUUGUCCGUGUACGGAGAGCUAAAGAGUAUGUUUCUAUUGCCUUCACAGCCCUGCUUUCCUUCUCUCCCUCUUUAUCCUGUCUUGUAUCAACAAGGCAAAAUACUAACUCAAGUUCACAGNNUCCCAUAACGUCAACCUGGCAAGGAGGCUGCCGUAUGGCCAACAACCAAGACCUCUUCAAAAACGUCCUGAUCACCAGACAAGAGUACCAAGAACACGGUCCCAACUGGGUGACCAGACAAUUUGCAACNAAAAGACCAACGACUGCCAAAGAAUAG
Molecule: messenger RNA, 1377 nt
Organism: Aureobasidium musti
Lineage: Eukaryota; Fungi; Ascomycota; Dothideomycetes; Dothideales; Saccotheciaceae
Source: the annotation of a GenBank genome assembly